Molecule: messenger RNA, 1279 nt
Organism: Panicum hallii
Lineage: Eukaryota; Viridiplantae; Streptophyta; Magnoliopsida; Poales; Poaceae
Product: aquaporin PIP2-5
Exons: 3
Coding region: 104-976 (290 amino acids)
Biological process (GO): transmembrane transport
Cellular component (GO): plasma membrane
Molecular function (GO): water channel activity
Source: RefSeq, a predicted model, not a curated record
CCUCGCCUCCGCUGCUCGUCACACAGAGCUAGCUGAUCAGGAACACACAGCAGCGUGCGUGAGGGAGCUCUUGCUCUGAGCAAGCUUGCAUUGGUGUGUGAGGAUGGCGAAGGACAUCGAGGCCGCGGCGGCGCCGGAGGGCGGGGAGUACACGGCCAAGGACUACAGCGACCCGCCGCCGGCGCCGCUGAUCGACGCGGAGGAGCUGACCAAGUGGUCGCUGUACCGCGCGGUGAUCGCCGAGUUCGUGGCGACGCUGCUCUUCCUCUACAUCACGGUGGCCACGGUGAUCGGGUACAAGCACCAGACGGACGCGGCGGCGUCGGGCCCCGACGCGGCGUGCGGCGGCGUGGGCGUCCUCGGCAUCGCCUGGGCCUUCGGCGGCAUGAUCUUCAUCCUCGUCUACUGCACCGCGGGGGUGUCGGGGGGCCACAUCAACCCGGCCGUCACGCUGGGCCUGUUCCUGGCGCGCAAGGUGUCGCUGGUGCGCGCGCUGCUCUACAUCAUCGCGCAGUGCCUGGGCGCCAUCUGCGGCGUCGGGCUCGUCAAGGGCUUCCAGAGCGCCUACUUCGUGCGCUACGGCGGCGGCGCCAACGAGCUCAGCGACGGCUACUCCAAGGGCACGGGGCUCGCCGCCGAGAUCAUCGGCACCUUCGUGCUCGUCUACACCGUCUUCUCCGCCACCGACCCCAAGCGCAACGCCCGCGACUCACACGUCCCAGUGCUCGCUCCUCUUCCCAUCGGGUUCGCCGUGUUCAUGGUCCACCUGGCCACGAUCCCCAUCACCGGCACCGGCAUCAACCCAGCCAGGAGCUUUGGCGCCGCCGUGAUCUACAACAACGACAAGGCCUGGGAUGACCACUGGAUCUUCUGGGUGGGCCCAUUCAUCGGCGCCGCCAUCGCCGCCGCGUACCACCAGUACGUCCUCCGGGCCAGCGCCGCCAAGCUCGGCUCGUCCGCCUCCUUCAGCCGCUAGAUCGACGGCCACUCCCGCCGGACCUCCGGAGGCGUGACCUGUAGAUAUGUGAGCGGCCGGCCGCCUCCACUGCACAUCAUCUCCUGAAUCCUGCGUGCGUCGUCGGUGGUUGCUUUUCUGCUAGUGAUCAUGCAUGCUUCUAUUACGAUCCGCGUGCCUACAGUAUUUUCCCAGUCCCCCGCGUCUGCUUGCGUUUUUUGUUCCAAGCUAGUGUGAUUGUGCUGUUCUACAUAUCUAUCUAUCAGUGUACGAGAACUUGGCAAAAUGAAAAAGAAAAGAAAAGAAAACGUGUUUGCAUGUAAA